Cantharellus anzutake is the source of this 2085-nucleotide messenger RNA. RefSeq lists its product as uncharacterized. Bases 1 to 2085 code for a protein of 694 amino acids. Gene Ontology annotation, molecular function: calcium ion binding; L-aspartate transmembrane transporter activity; L-glutamate transmembrane transporter activity. NCBI's taxonomy places the organism in Eukaryota, Fungi, Basidiomycota, Agaricomycetes, Cantharellales, Hydnaceae. The record is from RefSeq and is a predicted model, not a curated record. The transcript has 14 exons. Gene Ontology annotation, biological process: aspartate transmembrane transport; L-glutamate transmembrane transport; malate-aspartate shuttle.
AUGGUCUUCCCUUUGCCGAGGCCUGUCCUGUGCGAUGAUGGCACACCUCAAUCACCUGUGGCCCUUCCCGCUAAGUCUGCGCUAUCAUCUGUGAGGCAGGCGUUGGCCAAACCGGAACAAGAGACUGCCAAGUGGAGGCGGACCUUUGAAAAGUAUGCAAAAGAGGAGAAUGGCUCGAAAUUCCUCGAUCAGGACUCGUUCGUAAACGCCAUUGUGCCUAAAGACGAUCUUACGCGUAUCAGCCGACAGCAGUUCGGUAUCCUCUUCAAGGUCGCUGACCGUAGCCAAACCGGCCGUGUGAGCUGGGAUGACUUCUUCCUUUUUGAGACCACCCUCAAACGUCCAGAUGCUGAGUACUGGAUCGCAUUCGAAUAUUUUGACGUUGAUGGUUCGGGCACCAUAUCUGCUGACGAGUUCAAAAAUGUCUUCUCUGCGAAUAUUGGCCCAGACUGCAUACCGUUUAGCUUUGAUAGUGAUUGGCUCAGUUUGCACUUGGGGAAACGGGGAGGGAAUCAUGUUCUUGGAUACAACGAAUUUACACAGCUCAUGAAGGGUUUGCAAGGCGAACGUCUUCGUCAGGCAUUUAAGUACCUGGAUAAGAAUCAGGAUGGUUUCAUCGGACCAGACGAUUUCAAGCGCAUCAUAUUGGAACUCGCUGGGCAUAAGCUCUCUGACCAAAUAAUCGAACGCCUUCCCACGCUGGUCACUUUGAACCCCGGAGUUGGGGUUUCCUAUUCGGAAGUCGGCGCUUUCCACAAUGUCAUUCGCUCAAUGGAUAUCCUGGAGCGCAUUAUUCGCGAAGCAACUGCCAAAUCCAAGGAUGGUCGCAUAGACAUAGAGGACUUCCUUAAUCAUUGCGCAUCCUCCACCCGAUAUUCCCUCUUUACCCCUAUGGAGGCAUCCAUUAUCUUCCAUUUUGCCGGCGCUGGUCGUAAGCGGCUUGCCCUCAUCGAUUUUGCAUCUUUGCUCGAUCCAAGAUGGAAUGCCCUGCCUGGCCAGGCAACGGCUGUAGCAACUGUGCAUGAUCCAAAGCAACAUCAGACAAUCUUACAAGGUUUGGCACAUUCUGUAUACAACUUCAUGUUAGGGGGUAUUGCCGGAUCGACUGGUGCUACAAUGGUUUAUCCUAUUGACCUCGUCAAGACUCGGAUGCAAAACCAGCGCAGCAACGUUGUCGGGCAACUGUUGUACAAGAAUAGUCUCGACUGCGUUCAGAAAGUCUGGCGAAACGAGGGCUUUUUUGGGUUCUAUAGAGGCAUCGGCCCGCAAUUGAUUGGAGUUGCCCCGGAAAAAGCCAUCAAGUUGACUGUCAACGAUCUCGUUCGGGGAUAUGCCACUGAUCCGGAAACGGGACGAAUCAAGCUAAGUUGGGAGCUGGUUGCAGGUGGUUCUGCCGGUGGAUGUCAAGUUAUCUUCACAAACCCUCUGGAGAUAGUAAAAAUUCGCCUUCAAAUUCAAGGUGAAGCCGCAAAGGCCGAAGGAACUCCCCCAAGAGGGGCGAUCCACAUCGUGAAGCAGCUUGGUUUGAUUGGUCUCUAUAAGGGUGCUUCCGCAUGCUUGCUCCGCGAUAUUCCUUUCUCAGCCAUUUACUUCCCUGCCUACUCGCACCUGAAGAAGGAUCUGUUUCAUGAAGGAUAUAACGGCAAGAAGCUGUCGUUUGGAGAGACACUUGCUUCGGCAGCUAUUGCAGGCAUGCCUGCGGCAUAUUUGACAACUCCCGCAGACGUCAUCAAGACUCGGCUCCAGGUCGAGACCAGAAAAGGGCAAUCAACUUAUAAAGGCUUAACUGACGCAGCUGCGAAGAUCUUCCGCGAAGAAGGAUUCAAAGCCCUAUUUAAAGGAGGUCCCGCUCGUGUUAUUCGCAGCAGUCCUCAAUUCGGUUUCACUCUUGUUGCGUAUGAAUAUCUACAUAAGUAUCUUCCAUACCCGUAUGGCGUCGAGAAGCCACAAUUAGAGACACACCUUACCAGAGAACCAGAAGAUAUCACUCGCGUGCGGGCGCGCAACGCCCUCAAAAUCCUUCUCGAUUGCCAUUCCGAUUGGGGCACCUUCACCACGCCAAAACAUUUCACUCCUUUGAAAUAG